Messenger RNA from Pungitius pungitius (ninespine stickleback), 3150 nucleotides. RefSeq names its product transcription factor 25 (basic helix-loop-helix) (gene tcf25). Gene Ontology annotation, cellular component: RQC complex. The transcript has 18 exons. The record is from RefSeq and is a predicted model, not a curated record. NCBI's taxonomy places the organism in Eukaryota, Metazoa, Chordata, Actinopteri, Perciformes, Gasterosteidae. The coding region runs from base 161 to 2197 and encodes 678 amino acids.
AUUUAGAAAGAGGGAAAAAGAAGAAGAAGAGAAAACGGACAACCAAUGGAAUUGCCACUUAUUACACAGCCUGUCAGCUAACUAACGUUAGUACAGUUACUACCUAAAUCGGUAAUAUUUUAAUUAACGUUACGUGUAUGUGUCGUUUGAGCAGUGGACAAUGUCUUCCCGGGCUCUGCGGAGGCUCAAAGGGAAACAGCGGGGUCAGGAGGCCUUGGACCUCGGGGAUCUAACUUUGGGUGACAGCUCGGAGGAGCAGCUGGACUCGGCUAAUGUUUCUCCUCCGCCUGAUGGCAAAGACCGCGGCCGAAAGGCGAAGAAAAAUAAGGCUCAGAAAAACUUCAGCAACAUCUAUGAACUGAUAGGUGAUGUAGACAACGAAGCAGAGAAAAUCUCACCCGAUGAAGAUGCAGAAAAGCCAGCUGGAAAUGAAACAAAUGGCACGGGAAAAAACAAUAACAGCGAAACUGAGGAACCAACUAAAAACAAAGAGGAAAUUUCUACAAAGUCUUUGUCUGGAGACAGAGUUAAAAAGAAGAAGAAAAGGAAAAAGACAAAACUGACAUCAGAAGAUGCACAGGAGGCGGUACCAGAAGAUAAUAUAGAUUUAUUGCUGCAAAAUCUGGAGCAGUCUAAUGGUCUGAGUUUGCAAAAUGAGGAUUGCAGUGUCUCCGAGAGAAGAACCGUGUUACACGUGGAGCACAGGAACCUCAACCCAGACACGGAGCUGAAGAGAUAUUUUGGGGCUCGAGCUAUUCAGGGGGAACAAAGACCACGACAGAGAAACCGACAGUUUCACCGUAGCACCUGGAUGACAAUUCCAAAGGACAGCUGGCCUCGUUUCAGCCGUCCAGGAAUCUCAAUGACGCUUCUGCAGUCAAAGGAAGGCACACAGUACUUCACCUUUGAACAUGGUCGGCAGUACCAACAAGUGCAGUUCAAGUUCCUGGAUGCUGUUGAGUCUAUGGAUCCCAACAACAUUGUGGCAUUGCUUCAGCUUAACCCCUACCAUAUUGAUUCCUUGCUGCAGCUGUCUGAUGUCUGUCGCAUACAGGAGGAUCAGGAGAUGGCCAGGGACCUCAUCGAGAGGGCAAUGUACAGCUUCGAGUGUGCCUUUCACCCCCUGUUCAGUCUAACCUCAGGUACCAGCAGACUCGAUUAUCUGCGUACAGAGAACAGGGCGUUUUAUCUGGCUCUCUAUAAGCACAUGAUGUUCCUGGAAAAGAGAGGCUGCCCUCGGACGGCUUUGGAGUACUGCAAACUUAUUCUGAGUUUGGACCCAGAUGCUGACCCACUUUGCAUGCUCCUGCUCAUAGAUUUUCUUACACUGCGCUCGAGAGAAUACCAGUAUCUCCUCCAGUUACAUCAGGACUUGGAGGUGCACAGAAAUCUGGGCCUGCUGCCAAACUUUGCAUUCUCCACUGCACUUUGUCAUUUCCAUCUUAGUCAACAAGAUGAUGCUGAUCCUGAAGAACGAGAGAAAGAAAGAGAAACAGCUGACCAGAUGCUGCAGACAGCUCUCAUCAUGUUCCCCGGAGUCUUGAUUCCUCUACUGGAUCUGUGUACUGUGCAGCCCGAUGCCACAGUCAGCUCACAUGCCUUCUUUGGCCCAAAGAGCCGGAUUGGGCAGCCGCCAGCCCUGGCUGAACUGACUGCUCUGUAUGUGGGGAGAACUCACAGCAUGUGGAGGGAGGCAGCGGUAAUGCUUUGGUUGGAACAGUCUGUGAAAGAGGUGCUGCGUCGGGUUGAUGCUAAAGACCCUCUGGUAGAUGACUGCCAAAACAAACAGCAGAGGUACAAGUGUGCACCGAGGAACAUCCAUCGCCACGUCCUCCUCUCUGAGAUCAAAGAGGCCACCUCGAGUCUGCCUCUUGAGGUGACUAGUCAGCCUGUGAUGGGAUUCGACCCUCUGCCUCCACUGGACUCUGUGACAUCAUACACCCGACCAGAGAGGCAGCACGUUGGUGCAACCAAUGAAAGUACAUUGUCGCUGUUUUUCCGGUCUUUGCUGCCAAACUUCAACCUUCAGGGGGGGCUGAGGCAGGAGGAUGACAUGGAAGUUGCCCGAGCUGGACAGGAGCUGAACCAGGAAGUGAAUCGUCUAAUGGUGGCAAUGAGAGACAUGCUGGCAAACAUCAGGUUUCAAGAGCCCCCCAGAGAGGACAACCCCUACAGAGAUGAGGAUGAGUGGGACUGAGGCAGGUGGAGACAGGAGGAAGAAAUAGGGACAUUAAGAAAUUUAAAACUAUUUGAUGGUGUUUUAAGGGUUUACAAUAAUUAAGAAGAGAUGAACAACUGUAUUUUUUUUUUAACUGGCACAGUUAUCACAAACCAUAAGGAUGGAAGAAAGAGCUGACUUAAACAAUAUUUAAACAGACUAUUGGCAACAUUGGGAACUUUUCAAUAGUCAGAAAACAGAUUUUUUUAACUCAUCGCGACUCAAGUUGACUGUUUUAUUUCUUCUUUGUCAGUGAGCCACACUCUCAGUUCUCCCUCUCGCUUUAGACUAUGAGGCAAUUUUUCAUGUUUACUAACAGUGGACCGGCUUAUAAAUUAAGAUCCACAUUUCUUUGAGUGACAGUUCUGUAUCAAACAUUUAGCAAUUGAGCAUGGCAGCACUAUAAUUUUGUAUUUCAUUGCCACAGGGUUUCCAAACAGCAGUGCUUUCCUACCAAAUAGAUGAAAAGUUUCAAAAUAUGACAAGGCACUCUAAAAGGAUGUUAGUUCCAGCAUGUUAAGGUUACUAAAAAGUUCCUCAAAUCAUUAUUUUAGAAAAGUCCAAAGUUAUUUCUGGAUAAAAAUUACUUUCACUACUUUCAGGCUUUAUGAUUUAUUAAAAACUCAUCCAUAAACAUUUUUAUUUUCUAAAUCAAACCAUCCCAAUAUUGCAAUUCUGUUAUCUAAUGAAGAAAUUGUUACUUAAAUGGUUACAAAGUCCUUUCAUUGGACAACAUCUGUCUGAGGACUUAAUGAAAUCUUCUAGGACUCAUUCUUGUGUAAAUCGUAUUGUUGCUGCAGGAUGGCAGCGGUUCCUCUCCUUUGCUCCCUCACGUCUCCCCUGUUUGGAAAUCUAUUCCACAUUUCUGUUUGAGUCGGCACAUUUUUGAUUAUUUUGAUGGCUUACCCCAACCAAUAAAACAGUAGAGAAAU